This is a messenger RNA of Kuraishia capsulata CBS 1993, 897 nucleotides long. RefSeq lists its product as uncharacterized. The transcript is spliced from 2 exons. The coding region runs from base 1 to 897 and encodes 298 amino acids. NCBI's taxonomy places the organism in Eukaryota, Fungi, Ascomycota, Pichiomycetes, Pichiales, Pichiaceae. The record is from RefSeq and is a predicted model, not a curated record.
AUGUUUGGAAGAACAGUACAAAGCUCUUUGAUUGGAAGAUGGAGUACAUGUAUCUCCAGAUUUCCUUCCACUUCAAUACGUGGAGUGCAGACUGCGGGGUGCAUUAUAAUAGGAGAUGAGGUUCUCAACUCCAAAAUUACGGACACCAAUUCGCGAUAUUUCGCCAAAUUUUGCUACGACAGAGGUAUUGACCUGAAAAAAGUGAGCGUGGUGGGAGACGACUCACAGGACAUUGUGGAGACAGUGCUAGAAUUCAGUUCAAAGUAUGAUUUCAUUGUUUCCUCGGGUGGAAUUGGGCCAACACAUGAUGACAUCACCUACGAAUCGAUUGCAGCUGCAUUUUCGCUUCCUUUGGAACUAGACCACUUAGCUUUGGAGAAGUUUGGCCAAAUCAGGUCUGAUAAGUUCAUGGAUUCCUUGGAUGAGCAUCAAAGAGAGGCCCAUCUCAAGAUGUUCCGUCUUCCCACGCACAAAGACAGGGUGAAAAGUUACUAUAUUGACGGGAAAUGGGUUCCGAUUGUUACUAUUGAUGAGAAAUUUUUUAUUUUGCCGGGGAUACCUAAGCUUUUCAAAGAGUUGCUGGAUAAGGGCAUAGCACCGCAGAUAGAACCGAGGAUGUCUCAGAAUCUGAAAAAUCUCACAUUUUUUGUCAAAACGAAAAUGUCUGAGAGCAAACUCGCACCUACCUUGUCAGCUCUACAACACCAAGCACAAGAACAGGGAUCGAAGAUAAAGCUGGGAAGUUACCCUCACAUGGGCAAGGGAGUGAAUACGGUGAGUAUUACGGGAAAAGCUAAUGAAGCACACCACUUGAGGAAAUUGGUAGACUCAAUAGUUACCAGUCUUGAGGGGACAGAAAUAUCCAGAGAAGAAGAGGAAAUUCUUUCCGAGAGUUAA